CAAUACGAUUGUCACUUAUUUUGUUGCUCAGGUUGUUCUGGGAACCCCUCUCAGCCUCUCUUUUCAUCAGGCUCCCAUAAUUAUUGUUACUGUUGAUCAUGAUUUCUUGUGGGGUCAGUUGCUAGGUGCAGAUGCUUGGAUUUCAAAUUGGGGGGGAUGUUACAAAGCUUAAAAAGACUCCGGAGAGUUUGUGUUCUAGGAAAACCCAAGAAACCCAGAACUGGAAGAGCCCCAGAGAGAUGAAUGUUACCAGGCGUGUUCCCUUCUCUCUUCCCUGAGGCUCCCCUGUGCAGAGGAUCCUGCAGACAUGGCUAAAGGAGACGCAGCAAGAGAUCAGAGGGAAAAACUGCAUAGAAAAUCUAAUGGAUGAAGAUGAGAAAGACAGAGCCAAGAGAGCUUCUCGAAACAAGUCUGAGAAGAAGCGUCGGGACCAGUUCAAUGUUCUCAUCAAAGAGCUCAGUUCCAUGCUCCCUGGCAACACGCGGAAAAUGGACAAAACCACCGUGUUGGAAAAGGUCAUCGGAUUUUUGCAGAAACACAAUGAAGUCUCAGCGCAAACGGAAAUCUGUGACAUUCAGCAAGACUGGAAGCCUUCAUUCCUCAGUAAUGAAGAAUUCACCCAGCUGAUGUUGGAGGCGUUGGACGGCUUCAUUAUCGCAGUGACAACAGACGGCAGCAUCAUCUACGUCUCUGACAGUAUCACGCCUCUCCUUGGGCAUUUACCGUCGGAUGUCAUGGAUCAGAAUUUGUUAAAUUUCCUCCCAGAACAAGAACAUUCAGAAGUUUAUAAAAUCCUUUCUUCCCAUAUGCUUGUGACGGAUUCCCCUUCCCCAGAAUACUUAAAAUCUGACAGCGAUUUAGAGUUUUAUUGCCAUCUUCUCAGAGGCAGCUUGAACCCAAAGGAAUUUCCAACUUAUGAAUACAUAAAAUUUGUAGGAAAUUUUCGCUCUUACAACAAUGUGCCUAGCCCCUCCUGUAACGGUUUUGACAACACCCUUUCAAGACCUUGCCGGGUGCCACUAGGAAAGGAGGUUUGCUUCAUUGCCACCGUUCGUCUGGCAACACCACAAUUCUUAAAGGAAAUGUGCAUAGUUGACGAACCUUUAGAGGAAUUCACUUCAAGGCAUAGCUUGGAAUGGAAAUUUUUAUUUCUGGAUCACAGAGCCCCUCCAAUCAUAGGAUACCUGCCUUUUGAAGUGCUGGGAACCUCGGGCUAUGACUACUACCAUAUUGAUGACCUGGAGCUCCUGGCCAGGUGCCACCAGCACCUGAUGCAGUUUGGCAAAGGGAAGUCGUGUUGCUACCGGUUUCUGACCAAAGGUCAGCAGUGGAUUUGGCUGCAGACUCACUACUACAUCACCUACCAUCAGUGGAACUCCAAGCCAGAGUUCAUCGUGUGCACACACUCGGUGGUCAGUUACGCAGAUGUCCGGGUGGAAAGGAGGCAGGAGCUGGCUCUGGAAGACCCACCAUCCGAGGCCCUCCACUCCUCAGCACUAAAGGACAAGGGCUCAAGCCUGGAACCUCGGCAGCACUUUAAUGCACUCGACGUGGGUGCCUCGGGCCUUAAUACCAGUCAUUCGCCAUCGGCGUCCUCAAGAAGUUCCCACAAAUCCUCGCACACAGCCAUGUCAGAACCCACCUCCACUCCCACCAAGCUGAUGGCAGAGGCCAGCACCCCAGCUUUGCCAAGAUCAGCCACCCUGCCCCAAGAGUUACCUGUCCCCGGGCUCAGCCAGGCAGCCACCAUGCCGGCCCCUCUGCCUUCCCCAUCGUCCUGCGACCUCACACAGCAGCUCCUGCCUCAGACCAUUCCGCAGAGCACACCCGCUCCCAUGGCACAGUUUUCGGCACAGUUCAGUAUGUUCCAGACCAUCAAAGACCAGCUAGAGCAGCGGACGCGGAUCCUGCAGGCCAAUAUCCGGUGGCAACAGGAAGAGCUCCACAAGAUCCAGGAGCAGCUCUGCCUGGUCCAGGACUCCAACGUCCAGAUGUUCCUGCAGCAGCCAGCUGUAUCCCUGAGCUUCAGCAGCACCCAGCGACCUGAGGCUCAGCAGCAGCUACAGCAAAGGUCAGCUGCAGUGACUCAGCCCCAGCUCGGGGCGGGCCCCCAACUUCCAGGGCAGAUCUCCUCUGCCCAGGUCACAAGCCAGCACCUGCUCAGAGAAUCAAGUGUGAUAUCAACCCAGGGUCCAAAGCCAAUGAGAAGCUCACAGCUAAUGCAGAGCAGCGGCCGCUCUGGAAGCAGCCUAGUGUCCCCGUUCAGCAGCGCCACCGCUGUGCUCCCGCCAAGUCUGAAUCUGACCACACCUGCUUCCACCUCCCAGGAUGCCAGCCAGUGCCAGCCCAGCCCAGACUUCAGCCAUGAUCGGCAGCUCAGGCUGUUGCUGAGCCAACCCAUCCAGCCCAUGAUGCCCGGGUCCUGUGACGCAAGGCAGCCCUCGGAGGUCAGCAGGACGGGACGGCAAGUCAAGUACGCACAGAGCCAGACCGUGUUUCAAAAUCCAGAUGCACACCCCGCCAACAGCAGCAGCACCCCGAUGCCCGUCCUGCUGAUGGGGCAGGCGGUGCUCCACCCCAGCUUCCCCGCCUCCCAGCCAUCGCCCCUGCAGCCUGCACAGGCCCGGCAGCAGCCACAGCAGCACUACCUGCAGGUACAGGCACCAACCUCUUUGCACAGUGAGCAGCAGGACUCGCUACUUCUCUCCACCUACUCACAACAGCCAGGGACCCUGGGCUACCCCCAACCACCCCCAGCACAGCCCCAGCCCCUACGUCCUCCCCGAAGGGUCAGCAGUCUGUCUGAGUCGUCAGGCCUCCAGCAGCCGCCCCGAUAGUGCCCCGGCACUGAAGUCGGGACACAAUCAGCUUUAAGCAAUGGAUGAGGGGGGUGGCCACAGGAGAUGGGGAGAGGAGCCUGAACUAAACCCCUGGCUUUUGUGCACACUGCAUACGUUUCAGAACUCCUGGAUGGUAACCAUCUCUGGAGUGCAGCGCUUGCUGCAGUGGAAAUGAUCAGGAAUACUGACCGUGUUUCUCUUGCCUCCGAGGUUCUUGGGCACACUCUAUAGCCAUACUGGACAGGAACCAGGUGCCCCGUGUAGGCAUCGUUGGUCGGUUUACCGUCAGAGAUGGCGCAUCUCGCUGCAUCCCCCGAGAGUACACCGGUUGCUCUAGCCACCUGCGGCCCGCCCAUCUGCGCUAGCUGGCCUUCAUGCUCUUGAUCGUCUUUCCUUUGUAUUGGAGAAGGACUGGGUCAGAGAUCUGUUGGAGAGAGAGAAUAAAGAGAUUAUUUUUCAUUAUUUUUAAAUGGUGGUUUUUGUUUUAAUUUGCACAGCUACACAGAGGAAAUAACUUAGGCACUUUGUUUUUUUCAAAAAAUAAUAAGGUCUCAUGGCUUCAUUCAGAGACCACAGUAACAACAGCCCACCAAUCAGAGAAGCUGGUUGUUAUUAACCAAGCUACAGAUUCACACUUUCUGGCCUAAACCCUAAUGGGAUGAGGCUUUUCACCCCAUGCCAUGCUGGUGGUGAUUUUUUUAGCCCCUAAAUAAAACACUGGACUAUUUCCUGUUUACUUCAUUGAUUGCAACUACAAAGGUGGACUCAAAGCAAAGCACAAUCAUGCCAGCCAACAUUCCAGAAUUCUGCUGAGAACUCCAAGUCUGUGAGGGGAGAGGUUUCACAAGCCAGACAGGCCUGGGGGACUGCAGUCCCCAAGGAGACCCUGCCACGUGCUGGCCCUUUGAGUGAGAAUGCUGCAUCUUUCUACAUAUCUUCAUGAGAAUACUGAGAAUUGGAUUUUCCUUUUCAAAAUGCACUUUGCUUUUUUUGUAUGUUUUGUUAUGUUGAGAUGUUUCUAAAGAAAAGAUUUUAUGUAAUUAUAAGAUGAAGCGUAGUGAAUUGUACAGCUGUUGUAAUAAUGACCUAUUUCUAUAUAAAAUAAAAUUGUAUGGCUUAUGUGUAAAUUAUUUUGUAUCUGAGAUACCAGUUCCUUUUCCCAAAUAUAAAAGUAUAAAAGUUUUCUUGUGUUUUUCUGUGAGUGAAAAUUUUGUAAUAAAUUAACAAAUUUGUA
Molecule: messenger RNA, 4074 nt
Organism: Pongo pygmaeus (Bornean orangutan)
Lineage: Eukaryota; Metazoa; Chordata; Mammalia; Primates; Hominidae
Gene: NPAS2
Product: neuronal PAS domain protein 2
Exons: 21
Coding region: 363-2837 (824 amino acids)
Biological process (GO): circadian regulation of gene expression; regulation of transcription by RNA polymerase II
Cellular component (GO): nucleus; CLOCK-BMAL transcription complex; cytoplasm
Molecular function (GO): RNA polymerase II cis-regulatory region sequence-specific DNA binding; DNA-binding transcription factor activity, RNA polymerase II-specific; protein dimerization activity
Source: RefSeq, a predicted model, not a curated record